Messenger RNA from Equus quagga, 1171 nucleotides. RefSeq names its product disks large-associated protein 5-like. The record is from RefSeq and is a predicted model, not a curated record. The transcript has 8 exons. The coding region runs from base 1 to 900 and encodes 299 amino acids. Lineage: Eukaryota; Metazoa; Chordata; Mammalia; Perissodactyla; Equidae.
AUGACUCAAAGAGCGAAGCAGACCUCGGGGGCAGGCGCCGCCAGUGCAGCCUCCGCGGGAGCAGCCUCCGCCGCGCCGGCCACGCGAGCGGCACGUGAUAAUGAAACAGAAAGAAAAGUACCCAAUCAAGGAAGGCGUGCCGAAAAGAUCGAAGAAGAACCAGGCAAGGUCGUUUCUUUUAAAGUUGAUAGUGAAGUAAAUACUUUGGAAUCACAAAUCAGUGUGACAAACGGAAGGGAUCCAGAUGGAGUCUUAUCAAAAGUGGAAACGUUACGUAAGACAAAUCCUGCAAAAAUGAAAGGGAGGCCAUCCUUCGCACCAGUAGAUUUUCUGUUUCGGCUGCCAGAUGGUCUGAAGAGCUGUGACGUAACACCUAGGACUCCAACAAGUACCGCUACUUUGACAGCCAGUUACAGCUGCAUCUCUUUAAAAACAGAAGUUGAUGAGGCUCCAGAAGUAACAAAAGAAAUGUUGGCACGCAAAAGUAAAACUUCAAUACAGGAUCUGCGCCACAAAUUCAACAGUCUCACCAAACUUGAGGAGUGUGGAUGGGAGAAAGCCUGCAGUACGAGCAAAGAUGUGUUUCAGGACAAAUUUGUUUCAGGUAUAGCGAGUGAACCAAAACAGGAUGGUGCUGGGAUCGCAGAUGGGGGUCGCCUCGCUGCUGUGAAGAAGGCAGUGAGAGAGAGGAUGCAGCCGGGAGAGCGUGCUGAGGCCGUGGGCUCUGCGGUGCCGAAGGAAGUUGAUCAUAUAAUGUUUGACGCUGGAUCUUUUAGAAUCGAAAGUCCCGUUAAAUCGUUCUCAGCAGUAUUUGAUAAUAAAAAUCUCAUGACUGAAUGCCAUCUUCUUGAUUCACCACGCCCGGGGUGCAGUGAUCCCUUCACGCAGGUGGAGAAGUGACAGGACCACACCAGGCACGCUUCCUUUGGUGGGGGCUUAAUUGCCUUUUCACCUCGAACGCCUCCUAAUGUAAAUCAACCAGAAGAACUAUGAAUUAGAAAAAGCAAAACAUUUGUCAUAAUCUCCAUGCUGCAGUGUAUUCUUCGAAUACUGAAAAGUUAAAGAAUAUGGAUUCAUGUUCAUGUAUAUAGUGUUAUGUAAUGUCUUAAUUGUUAAUAUUUACUAUCAUGUGUUUUAGAUAUGACACUGUUUUUCAGGGGAAGUGGGGAUA